CAGUUGCCAAUAUUUUCAAUCAGUCGUCAAGGGAAUAUCCGGAUUGAAUAUUUAACUAUAUUAGCCAGUUCGGAAUGCCAAAUAAUUAAAAAUAAUACAACAAAAAUUUUUAACUGUGUACUUUAAAAAAUUUAGUAUAUACUAAAGUUUAGAUUUAAAUCUAAUGUCAACAAUAGCCUCAGAAUAUUUCCAAGUAUUCGUUUAAAGCGAUUUCAUUUCAACAUUAUCUGACUUUUAAAAUCCUCAUCAAAAAACUUAAUUUGUUACUCAUUUUUAAAUUCUGUGACGUCACGAUUGCUUGAAGUCACCUUUCCGUCAGUGCACCCUGCAGAUUCUUACUUCAUCCUCUUCAUCAUGUCCAGUGGAUUCGUUCGCAGCAGCUACAAGUUAUUCGUGGGAAACUUGCCGUGGACAAUUAGCAGCAAGGAGCUGCGGACGUACUUCUCUCGCUAUGGGCACGUCGCCAACGCGGAGGUAGUCUUUGACCGGCAACUGGGUCUGUCCAAGCACUAUGGCUUUGUGGUCUUCAGCCAGCGGGAUGCCUUCAACAGCGCCAGCAACCAGAACACCCACUUCUUGGAGGGUCGCGUCCUCACCGUCCAGAGAGCAAAUGAAACUGCUUAGGAUACAUGAAUUAGAUUUAUUUUAAAGCCAGGCGAUUGGAGAAUUGGAGAUAGCUUAGUUGUACACAAACGUAAAGAAUGAAAACAUCCCUUCAAAUUUGGGGCUACGCA
Drosophila kikkawai is the source of this 734-nucleotide messenger RNA. It is a transcript of the gene SLIRP2, whose product is annotated as SRA stem-loop interacting RNA binding protein 2. Lineage: Eukaryota; Metazoa; Arthropoda; Insecta; Diptera; Drosophilidae. Gene Ontology annotation, molecular function: mRNA 3'-UTR binding. Gene Ontology annotation, cellular component: nucleus; cytosol. The record is from RefSeq and is a predicted model, not a curated record.